This is a messenger RNA of Oncorhynchus kisutch (coho salmon), 5676 nucleotides long. RefSeq names its product zinc finger protein 135-like. Gene Ontology annotation, biological process: regulation of transcription by RNA polymerase II. NCBI's taxonomy places the organism in Eukaryota, Metazoa, Chordata, Actinopteri, Salmoniformes, Salmonidae. Gene Ontology annotation, molecular function: RNA polymerase II transcription regulatory region sequence-specific DNA binding; DNA-binding transcription factor activity, RNA polymerase II-specific. The record is from RefSeq and is a predicted model, not a curated record. Gene Ontology annotation, cellular component: nucleus. The coding region runs from base 306 to 2732 and encodes 808 amino acids. The transcript has 3 exons.
UGGUUUGUGUGUGAUGAAGUUGGAAGUAACAUUAGACAAGGAAGAGUUAGUCAUCUAGAUAAGUCUUCAAGCGUAGCUGGAUAUUCUACUUUACUUUCAAACUCCAACGGGAAACUGACAUUAGAACAACGUUGUCAAAGGAACAUCAAACGAAAGUCAGGAGAUAUAACGUUACUUCUUUCCCACGUGGACAGAAACGUGCUAGCUAGCUACUGUAGCCUUUCACCUGAAUCAGGUCAUCUAACUGAACUAUAUCAGUCUUGACAUUGACUUCAUUGCUGUUGUUGCUUCGUGAGCAGGACAAUAUGAGUGGAGAGAGGGAAACGUUGAUGGAUGAAAUGGAACAGAGUUUAUACACUUUAACCAAGGACAAUUUACGCUGCCUGUGUGAACGCAGUGGAAUAGGUGGCAAGGAUGGCUCUGAUGUUCAAGGAAAGAAUCACCAUCACUCUUUGUGCCGUAAAAUCCUGGAGGAACUUUGGGAAAAUGCAGAUUCAAUGGAAUCGGAGGAGCAGGGAAUGUCUUGGUUACUCCAACUGAAAGAGGACAUCAGGAAGAUACAGGAGGAGGGUAUCGGUGCACCUUUGAGUCCCAGCCAAUCCAUUGAUGAUGAUGCUGUAGACUGUGAUGAAGACGAGAACCAGAAGGACAUGGAUUGGUUACCUAGCAAAAGGCUGGAGGGGGAACCCAUGAGUCCCAGCCAAUCCUUUGAUGACAACGCUGCAGACUGCGAUGAAGAAUGGGAUGAGGAGGACAGGGAUUUGUUGCCUAGCAAAGGCCUGGAGGCAGAACCAGCACCAGAGAGACACACACCAGAGCAGAGGGAGAAGAGAGUGAGUGGGUCCCCCUCUCUGUCCUCUCCUGGUAAUGCCUUACUGCUGGGUCUGAAGAGAGUGAGUGGGGCCCCCUCUCUGUCCUCUCCUGGUAAUGCCUUACUGCUGGGUCUGAAGAGAGUGAGUGGGUCCCCCUCUCUGUCCUCUCCUGGUAAUGCCUUACUGCUGGGUCUGAAGAGAGUGAGUGGGUCCCCCUCUCUGUCCUCUCCUGGUAAUGCCUUACUGCUGGGUCUGAAGAGAGUGAGUGGGUCCCCCUCUCUGUCCUCUCCUGGUAAUGCCUUACUACAGGGUCUGAAGAGAGUGAGUGGGGCCCCCUCUCUGUCCUCUCCUGGUAAUGCCUUACUGCUGGGUCUGAAGAGGGUGUCUGUGCGGCUGGUCGACUGCAGGAAAACACCAGGGUUGAGAGGAACUGCUGGAGGAGGAGACAAGGAGGAGGAAGGAGAUGAGGAGGAGGAAGGAGAUGAGGAGGAGGAAGGAGACAAGGAGGAGGAAGGAGACGUGAUUCAUCAAAGAGAGAGACGUGGCAACCGUGGAUCUUCUGGGGAGCCUCAACAACAACCUCAUCAUGCUGACGACCCAGACUGGAGUCUCGCCACAUCAAAACACUUCCACAAACAACCACAGAGACAUGCAGGGAAGAAACCUCACCACUGCUCUGACUGCGGAAAGAGUUUCAGUGUUUUAUCAGGCUUGAAAAUCCAUCGAAGCAUCCACACUGAAAAUAAACCAUUCCAAUGCUCCAAGUGUGGGAAAGGUUUUGCAAACAACCACUAUCGAAAAAUACAUGAGAAAACAGUACAUGAGCCUCCCGCAGAAAGGUCUUACCACUGCUCUGACUGCGGGAAGAGCUACAGUUUUUUAUCAACCUUCAAAAACCAUCAAAGAAAACACACAGGAGAGAAACCAUUCCAAUGCUCCAAGUGCAAGAAAAGUUUUGCUCAGAAAUCCACUCUGAAAGCACACGAGCAAACACACAUUCCUGCCGCAGAAAGGCCUUACCAAUGCUCCUACUGCGAGAAGAAGUUUUGUAUUUCGGCGUCCUUUAAUUUCCAUAUGAGAAUGCAUACUGAAGAAAAACCAUUCCAAUGUUCCGUCUGCGGAAUGCGGUUCAUUCAAGCCUAUUUACUGAAAUCACACAAGUUUAAACACAAGCCCAUUGAAGAAAAGCCCUUCAGCUGCUCAGAAUGUGGUGCGGGUUUUGCCACGAAAGGUAGUCUCAAAUUUCACCAGCUGAUGCACAACCCAAGAGAGAGACCUUACCGCUGUUCUGAGUGUGGUCAUUGUUUCUCUCAUCUGAUAUAUCUGAAGAAACACCAGAAGAGACACAGUAAAGAGAAGUCUAUUGUCUGUGAGCUGUGCGGGAAGACCUUCAACCAUCCAAGCAACUUCAGAACGCACAUGAAGAUACACCGAGGAGUGAAACCGUACCACUGCUCCGACUGUGGCAGGAGCUUCAUAUUCCGCCAAGGUUUAACAAAACACCAGCGUGUGCACACCGGCGAGCUGCCUUACGUCUGCGAUCAAUGUGGGAGGAGGUUUUCUCAGUCCAAUUCUUUGGUGACUCACCAGCGAACCCACACCGGGGAGAAACCUUACCCAUGCUUUGUCUGUGGGAAGAGCUUCAGUCGGUCACAAAACCUGGCUGCACACAAGAGAACUCAUACUGGAGAGAAGCCUUAUGCUUGUGAUCAGUGCGGGAAGAGGUUUUCCCGAACCGACGCACUGGCUGUACACAAGCGCACUCACACUGGAGAGAAGCCUUACAGCUGUGAUAUAUGCAGGGAGACAUUCACCUAUUUAGUAGCCAUGCUGAAACAUAAGAAUGGACAUGGACGUCCUGCAGGUGAUGUACUCUGUGCUGAAUGUCCUCAGGACGAUUCCAGCUCUAUCUAUGAAUAGAGAAUAACUUUGUUUAACCUACAGAAUACAUCAAUUUUUUGUUUUGCUUACAAUCUAACCCCCAGAGAGAGAGAGACACAAACACUCACACACGCAGACAAACCCAGAGGGCGGCAGGUAGCCUAGCGGUUAAGAGCGUUUGACCGGUAACCGAAAGAUCGCUCAUUCGAAUCCCUGAGUCGGCAAAGGUUAGAAGGAAGAAAAUCUGCUGUUCUGCCCUUGAGCCACUUAGCCCCCAUCAACUGCUCCCUGGGCACACAUGACGUGGAUUAAGGCAGCCCGCCGCACCUCUGUGAUUCAGAGGGUUUAGAUGCGUAAGGUUGAAGGCAUUUAGUGGUGCAACUGGCUAGUUAUCCCUAAUUUCCUUUCCACCCAGAGGAAUUGGGAGCACAGAGUGGUUACUAUGAGUUUUGAGAGUAGUUACUCUGGUCUUUGAGAGUGGUUACUGUGGUUUUUGAAAGCAAGGAUUGUGGCUUUAAAUAGUCUGAAAUCAUAAUGUUGUGUUGUAUACAUACACACCUGACAGGUUCCUCUCCCCCAAAUCCUAUCUUUUAGCAUUAGUGGGGAAAAUGCAAAACUGACACAAGAUCAGCAUCUAGGGGCAACUUCACCCUACACUUGCCCCUUCCCUGGGGGCUGUUCCAGAUAGCAGAUUCAUUGAGGUACUGUCCUAAAUAUUCUCAACUAUCAUAAUUUUUUGGGACAAAUAUAGACUUGAAAUUGGCAUAGUAGUGGUAGUACAUAUACAGGAAGGAGUGGCUUCCGUCUGGCCACUCUACCAUAAAGGGGUGCUGCAGAGAUGGUUGUCCUUCUGGAAGGUUCUCCCAUCGCCACAGAGGAACUCUGGAGCUCUGUCAGUGUGACCAUCAGGUUCUUGGUCACUUCCGAGACCAAGGCCCUUCUGCCCCAACCUCAGUUUGUUCGGGCAGCCAGCUCUAGGAAGUGUCUUGGUGGUUCCAAACUUCUUCCAUUUAAGAAUGAUGGAGGCCACUGUGUUCUUGGGGACCUUCAAUGCUGCAGUCAUUUUUUGGUACCGUUCCCCAGAUCUGUGCCUCAACACAAUCCUGUCUCGGAGCUCUACGGACAAUUCCUUCAACCUCAUGGCUCGGAUUUUGCUCUGACAUACACUGUCAACUGCAGGACCUUAUAUAGACAGUUAUGUUCCUUUCCAAAUUAUGUCCAAUCAAUUGAAUUUACCACAGGUGGACUCCAUUCAAGUUGUAGAAACAUCUCAAGGAUGAUCAAUGGAAACAGGAUGCACCUGAGCUCAAUUUUGAGUCUCAGUGGGUCUGAAUACUUAUGUAAAUAAGGUAUAUCUGUUUUUUAUAUUUUUUUAUAUAAGUUUGCAAAGAUUUGUAAAACCUGUUUUUGCUUUGUGAUUAUGGGGUAUUGUGUGUAAAUUGAUGAGGAAAAUAUUUUAUUUAAUCGAUUUUAGAAUAAGGCUGUGACGUAACAAAUGUGGAAAAAUCAAGGGGUCUGAAUACUUUCCUGAAUGCACUGUACAUUCCCACACAAACAAUGCAAGCACAUGGCAAAAGCUGGCUCCUAAUUACUGAUUACAAUUAUUUGACGAGCAAGCUUUUUUGUGUUUUUAUGUUGCUUAAACAUACCUAGUAUUACAUUAACAUUAUGGACAUUGUGAGUGAAAUCAUUUCAAAUACUUUAUCUGGGCUUGAUUGAGUUUGACUGACGUAUGUAUAGUUGUAAAAUAAGAUAAGGACUGCAAGGGAUUACGGAUGUGUAAGUAGGUGGCAAGCUUGGCUCCACUGUUCAAGGAUAGAAUCACCACGCUCAUUGCGCUGUAAAAUCCUGGAGGAAUUUGGGUAAAAUGCAGAUUCAUUGGAAUCGGAGGAGCAGGGAAUGUGUUGUUUCCAUAGCGAUUACCACAAUCUGGUUUGCAUUGAACUGAUCUGUACUUAACUCCCUGUGACGUCAACUAGUCAAAAUGUAAAACCAGUUGUUUAACAAAUACAAAAUAGGGCCUUCAAAAAGUUGGUGCUGACUUAUCAGCUCAGUAUUCGGUACUAACACAUUUACUUGGAUCUACUCCAAUUCUGAACAGUGUUCCACAUCAUGGAAACGGAUUAUUGUUUUAGAUGACAUUACCUUCUUAUUUAAAUCACUGGUAUAUUCAAACUAUCAAAUUGUACAAUAACAAUUGGAAAUAGUCAAAAACGUAUCUUCUAUCUGCCCCAAAUUUUCCCACUGUGUUCCUUACAGCCUGUUUGAGUUCAGUACCACUCACUUUCACUGGAGGCGUAUCUAUUUAUCCACAGGAAGCUUAUCUUUAACCCAAACACCAGAUGGCAGCCUCUAGUUUAAUAUCAGUCCCAAGGCUCAGUCCCUCUGUCAUGUGACCUUGUAUUGAAACAUUUACUUCUUCAAAUAACUAAGAUAUUGCAUUAUUAGAGUGCUAUUUGAAAGCCGCUAAUAUUACCAUUCACUUUGUUACUUUCACUAGUCUCCAUAUCUGUUUCCUUCAACUAGGAGCCUCCCUUUCUUCCCAAUAGGAAAGACCCUCUCAAUCACUACUGCUAAUGCACAUAGAUCACACUCAAACUAUGUUCUGCUUUUACACCUCAUUUACACCUCAUACACCUCAUUAAAUGUCUUAUUUUGAGAUUGAUCUGUAAUGUACCCGAAAUGAUAAAAUACACCAGCCAAUUCAGAAGGGGAGAUGUAAACUUUGGAGGGAGCUUCCUUUUUAAGGUAGCUCUCGAGACUAGAGUUUCUUUCUGGGAUCAACAGUUAUUAUAAUGGAAUCUGCCUCUCAUACUCAUCAGUGCCAAUGGAAGCACCUUUACCCAUGUCAGGCAUGUUUCACCAAUUUGUUUAAUAAAUGUUAUUUUCAGAGUUUGGUUCAACGUUGUUAGUCAUGUACAUCCCCACCACCUGUGAAAUGUUCUGCAAACACAUUAAAAACCCUACUGUACAUAAAUAUCUA